Molecule: messenger RNA, 619 nt
Organism: Chiroxiphia lanceolata (lance-tailed manakin)
Lineage: Eukaryota; Metazoa; Chordata; Aves; Passeriformes; Pipridae
Product: C1q-related factor-like
Exons: 2
Coding region: 98-619 (173 amino acids)
Molecular function (GO): protein binding
Source: RefSeq, a predicted model, not a curated record
CAAAACUUUGCUGGUGGUCGCGGCGGGGGUGGUGCUGGUGCUGGUGGUGCUCAUCCUGGUGCUGGUGAGCUCCGCCGGGCCCGACGGCUGCUGAGAGAUGCUGGGCACCUGCCGGAUGGUCUGCGAGCCCUGCGGCCCCGCCGCCCCCCCACAGCCUGCUGAGUGUGGCUCCCUCCCGCCGCCCUCCACGCUUGUGCAAGGUCCGCAAGGAAAACCGGGCAGACCGGGGAAACCGGGACCGCCGGGACCACCCAGAGAACCGGAGCAGCCGGGGCCACCGGGGGCGCGGGGAGAAGCAGGAAGACCAGGACCGCCGGGAUUGCCGGGCCCGGGGGCUACGGGAGCGGUGAGCGCGGCCACCUACAGCACGGUGCCGAGGGUCGCCUUCUACGCCAGGCUCAAGAACCCUCACGAGGGCUACGAGGUGCUCAAGUUCGACAACGUGGUCACCAACCUGGGCAACAGCUACGACGCUGCCUUGGGCAAGUUCACCUGCGCCAUCCCCGGCACCUACUUCACCUACCACGUCCUCAUGUGCAGCAGCGACGGCACCAGCAUGUGGGCAGACCUCUGCAAGAACAGGCAGAGGCAGUGUCCCCUGGAGAUUGCGGUGCUGUGA